GCCCGGUCUGCCCGCCCCCGCGCUGCCGCCGGGCCCAGUUGGAGCUGGUAUCAUGGCGUUGCUGCUGCUGCUGCUGUCGUCGCUGUCGUUUCUGUCGGCUGCCGCCGUGUACCUGGGCUGCGUGCGGCGGCACACGGGCAGCGCGGGCGCCGUACUGCACCGCCGGGAGCCGGGCCGGGCCGGGACGCGGGGCCGCCGCCCGCCGCAGGAGGCCUGGGCCCCGCGGCUGAGCGGCCUCUGGCUGCGCCUCUUCGCGCAUGUGGCCAACACGGCUUUUGGACAGAUCUGCUUAUUGCCAUUCUUAUUAAGGCUGAACAAAUUCUCUCUCAUGCGUUCUCUUGAUAUUCACGAAGAUCCCACAUUUAUCCCAGAAGCUGCUGCAGAGCUUACAAAGGACAAGUCUGAGGCUGAAAGCACUUCGGAUAUUAUCAAGCAGCUGAUAGAUUCAAGGCCUGAUUCUGCCAGUGAUGGGUUUAGCUUCAAAGGAAUCAAAGACUACUUGGACUGCUACUGGAGUGGGAAGCUGACACCAUCUCAGGUAGCAAAGAACAUCAUUGCUGUGCUGGAGGACUGCGACAAAUCCACACCCCCGCUCCGAGCGAUAGUGCAAUGGGACCGUGAGCAAAUAAUGCUGAUGGCUGAGGCCUCCACUGCUCGUUACAGCAAUAAAUGUACCCUGUCUUAUCUGGAUGGGAUCCCAGUGUGCCUGAAAGAAGAGUUUAAAGUGGUGCCUUACCAUCACCGAGUGGGAACAGAGUAUCUUGGGACAGAGCCUGAAACAGAAGAUGCUACUGUGGCCAAGAAGCUGCGAGAGGCUGGAGCUAUCAUUAUUGGGGUCUCAAACAUGCAUGAACUAGGGACUGGAACAACUGGAUGUAACCCUAAUCGGUACCACAAGAUCCCAAGGAAUCCCUACAAGCCCAAUCACUACACAGGUGGGAGCUCCAGUGGGUCAGCGGCAGCUGUAGCAGCAGGUCUCUGUCCAGUGGCUAUUGGCACAGAUGGAGGAGGCUCUGUGAGGAUUCCUGCUUCAUUCUGUGGUGUGGUAGGGCUGAAAGGUACGUUUGGGCGGAUCAGUUCUCAUGGCAGCCUCCCGCUCAGCUAUUCCACAGUCAGUGUGGGACCUAUCUGUACCUCAGUGGCAGAUGCAGCCAUUGUUUACAGUAUCCUUGCUGAGCCGGAUCCACUCUAUCCAUAUGGAUUAAAACAGCCCAAAGCAACCCUGUUGGAUAUGUGUGCACCUGACCUGAAGGGCUUAAAAGUGGGAGUGGACUGGACAUUUUUUAAGGCAUGUGAUGCAGAAGUCCUGUCCAUCUGUGAGAAAGCUGUGGAGUACCUGCAGAGUCUGGGAGCCAGUGUGGUUGAAGUGUUUCUUCCAGAGAUGGAGGAAGUUCGAGUGGCCCACGGAAUCUGCAUUCUCAGUGAGAUGAGAGACUUCCUGCAACCUGACUUCAACAAACAUUUCCACCAAAUGAAUUUGGAGACUCGGAUCAGCCUGGCCUUGGCUUGCCAGUUCACAGCUCUGGACUAUAUUACGGCAAAUCGGCAGAGGACCCGGAGCAUGGGCUUCUUGCGAGAAAUUUUCACCACUGUGAACUGUAUCCUUACACCAGCUGCUGCUUCCACUGCCCCAAGAAUCCAUGACUCUGACCUUCUGGCUGGGUGCAGCGAUAUCUUGCUCACAGUCCGGGCCAUGAGGUUCAUGCAGCUUGGCAACUUCACUGGCAUUCCAGGACUGGUGGUCCCUGUUGGAUAUUCUGCUGCUGGGCUUCCUAUCAGCCUCCAGGUCAUGACAAAAUGGUGGGAUGAAGCUAUGCUUCUCAGGAUUGGCCUGAAGCUGGAGCAGUUUCGUCACCAGACCAAAAAACCAUCCAUUUAUUAUGACAUACUUGCAUGAUGGGGUGGUCAAGAUGGGGAAUGCUCCAAAACAUUUCUUUUUCUUCUCUAAUCUGACCUGACCAAGGGUAAGAGUGGACUUGUUUUCAGUGUUUACCUGAAUAAGGUUUAUUAGCAGGCCCAUUUGAGGAAUGGGGAGGAAGACUGAUCUAAGCAAGCAUUGAUGUGAGCAGGGAUCAGUUCUGCUCCCUGUUGGGUAGGGGAUGUUCCAGUUUGUACUGGGGAAACCACCUGUGUUAGCUCAUUCCUCACUGUUUUUGCCAGUUUUUGCAACCAUCUUCUGCCACCCCUUUCCCUGUAUGGCUCCUAUGUAAAGGUGGAAGACAGCUGGACUGCAUACAAGCAGUUUAGAUGGCUAUGCAUGGAGAACCACAAUUCUAAGUCCUUAAACCUUCUCACAGAAUGUCUUCUGCCCCAGGAUGUAACCAAGGUACUCUUGAGGGUGAAAGGCAGCUUCCCAUAUAGAUAGAUUCCCUUAGAUAUUAGUGCCUUGUUUCCUUGGAAUGAAGAGGAUCUUAACACUCCUGCAAGAAGGUAGUGUCUGUCAUGGCCCCUUACCGCGAAUAUUCCCUCAGACCAAAACAGAAGGGCAGUAGCUAUGGAAGUGUCUCUAUGCUUUUUUUGGUCCCUUGUGCUGGGAACAGUGUAGGGCUCAGUCUAACUGUUGCACAAAAUAUGGGCAUGCUCACUGCAUGAGCAGUCCUGCUCCUUCAGCCUUAUGUGCAAGGGAAGGAAAAAGCAGAGCAGGAACCCUCAUUAACUCAGUGAGCCAAAACUGGUUCACUGGAGUUCACAGGGGCUCUGGAGUUUUGUGCCACUGUUGGUGGCAUACUUCCUAAGGCAAGACCCUGAGAGCCUAUGUUCUCCCAGUAGUUUCUUAGACAUAAGCCUACCAGCAUUUAGUAAUUCCAUCUCCAGAGUGGAGUGGAGUGGAGUGGAAUAAGCUACCCGGUAUGCUGUGAAAUAGCUCUUAAGGAGAUGGUUGCUGAUCCAGUUACUAUAAGGAGGUGAAACUGGUGCCUCACUAAAAAGCAGGAAGUGAUAGAGUACUGCAUGAGCAGAACCUGGGUGCAGGAGAGGUGUUGCAUGAAGCUGUGCGCAGCACACAGCCUGCUCUAGACAAGCAGACAGCCAUUCCUCUAUCCCAAGUGCACUUCCUAAAGUCAUCAGGUAGAAUUAAGGCAUGGAGUAAAAGAGCAGGCUGUAAUACUUAAAUCAUAAUACCACAGCAGGAAAAGCUAGAGAUUACAUUCCUACAGGAGUAGGCCCUAAAAUCACAGUACUAUGUGCUACAGGUUCCAUUGAAAGCCCCCUGGCUAUAAACUUAAGUGCCUGUGUCCUGCCUGCACCACUGUGGCCACAUCAAAGACAAGAAAAGGCCUAGGAUUAACCAAGGCUAAGCAUCUGCUUCAUUUUGGACUAGCUCAUGGUUAAUGCUCAGAGAUACCUCCUGUUGCCCACCUUAUCACAGAUAUCUGAGAAGGGAAACUUCUGGCCUUGUAAUCAGGCUGCUGGAGAAGCUGUCCUAUAGUCAGCAGCAGCAAAGAGCACUGUAUUCCUACUUAGCUUGGAAGGAAAGGAGGAACAGAGAGAGUGGUUGCAGUUUCUCCCAAAGUUCAGUAUAGCUUUUUUUUUUUUUUUUUUUUUAAUUUAAAUCCACUCUUUAAACAGAGCUAGCACUUUAGUAAAGUUAGCAGUCAGACAGCAUUUGAAUGAUAAACACAUUGCAUUACCUUCCCCACAAUUACUUGAGUCAAAGCAUCAACUGCUACCAGAGGCUGUUAGCAGCAUCCACAGUUAAAAUAAUGAAACAGUUGAUACUGUCUUUCAUCUUCAACUCCCCUGUGUGAUACUACCAGAAAUAUUACUUCACUAGAUUCUAGUAUAGUUAAAUUCUAUGAAGAGCAGAUUUUAAGAGCAAAGUAUUACCUCUAAUAUUAAUGAUAACUUAUUAAACAUUUCUAAAACACCCUGGAGCUGUAUGCCUGCAAGAUGAAACACUGGGGAAGUACACCGUAUGGAAAUAGAAGGAGUUGAUCAGUGUUUGACAAGAAUAAAUUUCUCCAAGGAACACUGCUGCUUGCAGGAAAUAAUGGCUGAAUAUUCACUGAUUUAAUGCUACUCUUGUAGGGGUUAGAAAUGGCAGUAUAAACCAAUCAAUCACCAUCUGCAAGACGAAACUAUUUCAAAUCCCCUCUUUCCUAAAUGAUAUACUACUGUAAAACUACAAUUUCAAGACUAAGUUCAUUCUCUGGGUGGAGUUAAGGAGCUCAGGUUUCUAGAAGGAUGGCUAGGACCUAAAAUAAAGGGUUUGCUUUUUAAAAAGAA
Molecule: messenger RNA, 4224 nt
Organism: Dromaius novaehollandiae (emu)
Lineage: Eukaryota; Metazoa; Chordata; Aves; Casuariiformes; Dromaiidae
Exons: 20
Coding region: 53-1897 (614 amino acids)
Molecular function (GO): catalytic activity
Source: RefSeq, a predicted model, not a curated record